CACCUCAGAUCAAAGCCUGAAGUCAGGUUAGGAUUUCUCUUUCUCUCGCUGAAAGAGUCGACAGAGACAAUGGCGGGAAAGCAAUUGGCCGGCGAAGGCUUGCCGGCGAACAUCGCCGGAAUGUCAAAGAACCAACUUUACGACAUUAUGUCCCAGAUGAAGACGCUUAUAGAACAGAACCAUCAACAGGCGAGGCAGAUCCUUAUCCAAAACCCUUACUUGACUAAAGCCCUUUUCCAGGCUCAGAUUAUGCUUGGAAUGGUUAAGCCCCCUCAAGUGAUUCCCACCAUUCAGCCACCUGCACCACAACAUUCUCAGCAAUCUCAACCACUCCCACAGCCAAACUUGCAGCCAGCACCAUCAUUGCCAGUUCAGGUUGGGUUGCAGGACCUAGCUGGCUCUCAGACCCAACCACCUAUAAGGAAGCAGCAUCAAAACCAAACUGGUACACAGAUCUCAUCUGCUGCUGUUCCUGCAGCAAACCUUCCACCUCAAUCUAUGCCACCACAUUCCCUGCAGACACCACAGCAGACUAAGGGACAUUUGAAUCCUCCAAUGUCCCUUCCGCAAUUCCAACUCCCAAAUGUUCCUCCACUUCCCCUUCAUUUCUUCACAGCCCCGCAUCAUCAUCAAACCCAUAUGCCCACUGCCUCGAGCCAGUUGCAGCAGCCAGUACAGACAACCGGAAUUCCUCAUAUGCCUCUGCAGCUGCCAAUGCCACCACAGGCAAGACCAACUUCGGUGCCAGCUUUCCAUCAUCAGUAUGCUCCACAAAUGGGUCCUAAUGUGGGUUUCCAGCACCCUGGUGCUCAGCAUCCUUCACAGCCAAUGUUCCAUUCAGGUAAUAAACCUCCUUCUGGCCUUGGACCCUCUUUUCCACAAGGACAGUUACCCCUUCCAAAUCAGCCGCCACCUCAAUCGAUAUAUCAAAAUCAGGCAGGUGGCUUGCAUUUAGGAUCUGAGUUUGGCAACCAGGUUGGAGGUUCGAUGCAAGCGGAUAGAGGAUCUUCUUGGAUGUCCAGCCAACCAGAGAAUUUGACACUAACACAGCUCCAAGGACAAUCUCCAUUAGUUCCCAGUCAGAUGGGUCCAGGAAAUCAGCCCCUUCGCCCUGCAUCGUUGACUCCUGAGAUGGAGAAGGCACUACUUCAGCAGGUCAUGAGCCUCACUCCAGAACAAAUUAAUCUCUUGCCUCCAGAGCAAAGGAAUCAAGUGCUUCAGCUCCAGCAGAUUCUGCGCCAAUGAGGAGGCUCUACUUCCAGCAGAUCAUGAGCUGCACUGCAGAACGGAUUAAUCUCUUUCCUCCAGAACAAUGGAUAUAUUCCCCAGACAUAGCUGUGAGGAGCCAUGUGAAGAUGAUAACUGAUCUGACAGACAAAUCACAAACGAUAGAAUAUUGUUUUGCUGCUGUGAUACAGCUGCCAAUUCAGCAUAUGCAGCAGGGAUUCAUACAGAUGCAUUUCAUCUUAAUCUCGCUUGAGCCUUUGGUAUGUUAUACGUAGGUUGGUGGCUUUUGUAAGUUGAUUGUUAGGCCCAGAUUUGUGGGACUCUUACCAAGUUAUGUUUCUUUAAUUUGUUGUAAGUUGAACAGAGGGAAGAUGCAUUUCAUUUUUCCGUCUUGGCUUUUGUUCUAUUGAUGUUUCUUUAGCUUUAGCAAUUAGAAAUUGAAAAUCAAACUCGUUUUUGAAA
Theobroma umbraticum is the source of this 1689-nucleotide messenger RNA. RefSeq names its product hydroxyproline-rich glycoprotein family protein (gene ESP1). The record is from RefSeq and is a predicted model, not a curated record. Gene Ontology annotation, biological process: mRNA 3'-end processing. Lineage: Eukaryota; Viridiplantae; Streptophyta; Magnoliopsida; Malvales; Malvaceae.